AUGGUUUCCUGGUUCUCAAUCCCCAAGAACUCGCCCUUCUCGUUGGCCAACAUCCCCUUUGGCAUCAUCUCCUCCGCCAACGCCCCCGCGCGAGUGGCCGCCAUCGCCAUCGGAGACCAUGCACUGAACCUCAGCGUCUUCGCAUCCUCUGGCGGCUUUUCCCAGCUCCCAGCCAUUCAGUCUCAUCUCGGCGUCUUCUCGCAGCCUACGCUGAACGCCUUCGCGGCGCUGGGUCGCCCCGUGCACCGCCAAGUGCGCGAGUACAUCCAGAGUGUUUUCCGCGCCGACACAACCCUUCCCCAGAUCCUUAAGGACAAUGGAGCUCUGCAAAAGGAUGCCCUGCUCCCCUUAAGCGAGGUGACCAACCAUGUCCCCAUGCAGAUUGGUGACUAUACCGAUUUCUACGCGGGUCUGAACCACGCAUACAACGUGGGUGUGCUGUUCCGCGGGCCCGAAAAUGCCCUCCAGCCCAACUACAAGCAUCUGCCCGUCGCAUACCACAGUCGUGCCUCCUCCGUCGUCACAUCCGGCACACCUAUCCAUCGCCCCAACGGUCAGAUCUUGACCAACCCCACGGCAGACCCGAAAAUCCCCGCCUUCUCUCCUUGCAAGAAACUUGACAUCGAGCUCGAGCUGGCGGCAUUCGUCUCUAGACCCAACACCCUGGGCCAUCCAGUCCCCAUCAGCGAGGCUGAAGACCACAUCUUCGGUCUCGUGCUCAUGAACGACUGGUCCGCUCGCGAUAUCCAGGCAUGGGAAUACGUGCCCCUGGGCCCAUUCAACGCAAAGAACUUCGCGACGACCAUUACCCCCUGGGUCGUGUUGCUUGAUGCCCUGGAGCCGUUCCGCUCGGCAGGUCUCGAGCCCGGAGACCGCGACUCGCUACUCCCGUAUCUGCAGGAGAAGAAGGCCGCAAAUGUCUACGAUAUUCCGCUCGAGGUGGAGCUCACGAGCGCCGGUGGCAAGCCCACGCUCGUCUCCCAGUCCAAUGCGAAGAAUCUGCUGUACUCGUUCCCGCAGAUGCUAGCUCAUCACACUAUCACGGGGUGUAACAUGAACCCGGGUGAUUUGCUAGGCAGUGGCACGAUCUCCGGCACGGAGCCGAAGACGCAGGGUAGUUUGCUGGAGCAGACGAAUGGGAAGAGUCCGAUUACGUUGGCGGAUGGAUCGGAGCGUAUCUUCCUGGAGGAUGGCGACACGAUCGUUCUUAGGGGUAAGGCGGGUACGGAGGGUAAUUAUGUUGGAUUUGGAGAUUGUACGGGGACGAUUCUUCCGGCUGUGAAGUUGGAGUUUUAG
Molecule: messenger RNA, 1296 nt
Organism: Aspergillus melleus
Lineage: Eukaryota; Fungi; Ascomycota; Eurotiomycetes; Eurotiales; Aspergillaceae
Gene: fahA
Product: fumarylacetoacetate hydrolase FahA
Exons: 1
Coding region: 1-1296 (431 amino acids)
Biological process (GO): L-tyrosine catabolic process; homogentisate catabolic process; L-phenylalanine catabolic process
Molecular function (GO): fumarylacetoacetase activity
Source: RefSeq, a predicted model, not a curated record